AUUAAUAAGAGUACAAAUUGACCCCCAGACGGCUGAUGUUUUCUAGUCUUUUUAGCUCUUUUAAAAGAUCUUGUAAAGUGUGAGCGUGAACGCUUGAUAUGUAGAAAAAAUCGUUAUCAUCACGGCAAAUCUCUGAACAAGGGUCUAAGAAAUUUCCACGAAAAACCUCAUAUUGACUGUUAGAAUUGAGCAUUAAAAAUGUUUUACAAUUGAAAUAUUUUAAACACAAGUACUGUGCAUACUUUAUGCAUGUUCACACAAAUGAUUUAGUCAUGCAAAGUUGCAGCUUUUAUUUUAACUAAAUAUUUAUGUUGUAGAGUGAACUGUUUGCACACUUGAGAUGCAACCACAGUUAAGAAAACGAGCACUAAUACUCAGAAAACCCUCAGCCACAAUGCAUCUGCACAAUGCAACAUGUACUCAUACCAUCAAUAAUUGAGAUAAAGUGUCACUGAGCUUUUUUCAUGCUGGUUGGAGGUUUGUCGUCAUCAAACUUGUGUUUUUUUCAACACAAUAAAAGGUUGUGAGAUCAGCAGGAAGACCAAUCACUGACACUCCGUUCAACCAGCAAGCAGCUCAAAGAAUCAACCAUGACACAGAUGAUGAUGAAAGCCUCUGUCGUCGUGGUGACCUUCUUCCUACUCUUCUCAUCCGUCCUGACAUCUGCACCUGCUUUCCAGCCAGAAAUAUGCUGCAAAAACUUCUACCCGAAAAAGAUACCUGCUCAUGUGGUGCAGAGCUUCAGAUACACGAGCAUGGCGUGUGCCAAGAGAGGUGUUAUCAUUAAGAUGACAAAUGACAAAGACAUCUGUGUUGACCCGUCCUCAGAGUGGGUGAAGAAACUCGUGACUGUCCCUACAGUAAAGCCCAUCUCCACUUUGACCAAGAAAUUAUAGUUACUGGAUUUAUAAACCUUUAAAGAUAUCAGAGAAGACACAGCUAGAACAUUUAAGGGCUGCUUUAUAUUGAAAGUUAAAGAAAACGCUCAUCAAAUAUAUUGCAAAAUAUAUUCUGCUGCUUGGAGACAGUUUGUUUUAUCAUAAAUCUGCUGAAGACGUAAAUAGUUACUCAAACCUGCAAACGUACAAAAAGAAAAAAAAAACUAUAUUUUCAUUUUUUAUAUUCUUGGGAAUUUGUUUUCUCCAUCUUUACUUUCAAUAAAUCAAAUUUCAAAACUG
Molecule: messenger RNA, 1178 nt
Organism: Oryzias melastigma (Indian medaka)
Lineage: Eukaryota; Metazoa; Chordata; Actinopteri; Beloniformes; Adrianichthyidae
Product: C-C motif chemokine 22
Exons: 3
Coding region: 591-896 (101 amino acids)
Biological process (GO): inflammatory response; cellular response to interleukin-1; chemokine-mediated signaling pathway
Cellular component (GO): extracellular region
Molecular function (GO): CCR chemokine receptor binding; chemokine activity
Source: RefSeq, a predicted model, not a curated record